This is a messenger RNA of Colletotrichum gloeosporioides, 9786 nucleotides long. RefSeq names its product Vegetative incompatibility protein HET-E-1. Gene Ontology annotation, molecular function: catalytic activity; protein binding. Gene Ontology annotation, biological process: nucleoside metabolic process. The transcript is spliced from 8 exons. The record is from RefSeq and is a predicted model, not a curated record. Bases 1 to 9786 code for a protein of 3261 amino acids. NCBI's taxonomy places the organism in Eukaryota, Fungi, Ascomycota, Sordariomycetes, Glomerellales, Glomerellaceae.
AUGUGUCUUGGAUCGCUCAAAUUCUGGCAUAAGCACAAGAAAAGGGAUGAGUCCUCACUUCCUUUGACUGUCACCACGGGCACAGGUCAGCUACCGCUGACCACGUCUAUCGCCCACCGACCCGCGACUUCCCAGCCUUCGAAAGUCUUGGAGCACGCCAACGUUCAUUCGGAAGCAAACGCAACUCCCGAUGUUCAAGCCAAUUCUGCCACCCAAACCUCGGGCUUCCUGACUGAGUCCCCGGAAAGCCCGCCACCGACUGAUUCCCUGGUCGACCACCAGCCCUCCCCAAGCCUUUCAAACUCGUCCAAGUCUCCGACGGGAACUCUCCAGGAACGUCUCUGGAAUCAGGCUUACGAUGGUCUCAAGUCUGAUGAACCCAAGGUGGUCAAAGCGUACGAAACACUGCUGUUGCAAAAGCUUCACGAAGUUGAACCAAGCCCCGCGUCCUCGCCUGACGAUCAAAUCAGGGUGUCAACGCUAGGGAGCCCGGAACAUAUGGAGAAGCUGGUUAGAGCAGGAAUGAAACGUUCGGAGGAGAUCGCAAAAGUCAAGGCAAAUCUCGAAGAAUUUGGUCAAGUUGCAGAAUCUGUCAAGGCAGUCAUGCAAAUUGUCGUCCAGGCAGCACCUCAGGCUGCUAUUGCAUGGUCCUGUAUCUCGUUCGCUCUUGAGACACUCGCAAAUCCAUUGACAGAGUCCAGUAUCAACCGUCAAGGCAUCACCUAUGUUUUAGGGAUGAUGAAAUGGUACUGGGAACUCGUGGGCCUUCUACUGGAUGAGAAGUCUCCUUCCAAGUCUCCUUCCAAGACCCUGAGAGAUCAAGCCGAAGAGCAAAUCAUUCAACUGUACCGUAAUAUUCUGCUGUACCAGAUGAAGAGUGUUUGCGUGUACUACAGAAAACAAAUCUACGUCCUACUUGGGGAUAUGAUCAAACGGAACGAUUGGGCUGGUGCGCUCAAAGGUGUUAAAGAUGCCGAAGACGGCAUGCGCAACAUACUGAGCGGCUACACGAACGCAUCCAUCUACUCUCGCCUUGAGGGUAUAGACUCCACCUUGAAGCAUGGUCUUGGGGACAUUUUCUCUCUGAUGAAAACGCAACAAAAGAUGGACGAAGACAGCGAAAACAAUCGCUGGCUAGCCGCCCUUCACCAGACUGACCCCGUCCACGACAAAACACGUAUCCAAGGAAUUAAGGGAGAACUUCUUCGAGACUCUUACCACUGGAUCCUGGCUCAUAACAGCUAUACCCAGUGGGAAAAAGAUCCCCAACGCCACCUACUUUGGAUCCAUGGGGACCCAGGAAAGGGCAAGACGAUGCUUUUGUGCGGUAUCAUCGACGAACUGGAGAAGAAGCCCUCGAACACGCUUUCGUACUUUUUCUGCCAGGCUACACAAGCGAAACUAAACAAUGCGACAUCCGUUCUGCGGGGUUUGCUAUACAGUCUUGCCCACAAGUACCCACAACUCAUCCCUUACAUCCGCCGCGAGUACACUGCUGUCGGAAGAGAACAGUUCGAGGACCACAAUGCAUGGGAAGUGUUGUCAAAAAUGUUUACUCACAUGUUGUGCUAUUCUCACUUGCACGGUGUUGUGUUCAUUGUGGACGCCCUCGACGAAUGUGUGGACAAGGACGACCGCCGCAAACUUCUCGAGUUCAUCCGACUAGUGUCAUCAACGUACGACAUCAAGUUCAUAGUUUCCAGCCGAGGUUGGGGAGAUAUGCGGAAAGGCAUGGAAGAUAAGACGACAGGCACAUCCAUCAUUUCUCUGGAAGACAAUGGGCUCUCUGUCUCGACUGCUGUGGCUGCUUACAUUGAACGAGAGGUACAGAACCUGGCCAAAAGCGGCCAUUGCAAGAUGAGUCCUGAGACUCUGAAGCAGGUCAAACAUCAUCUUAUGGAGAACGCGGAAAACACAUUUCUGUGGGUAGCUUUGGUUUGUAAGGAGCUGGAUGAUCCCGAUAAUCACGAUGAUCAGGACGUCCACAAAGUUCUCCAACGCUCUCCUCAAGGUCUCCGUGGACUUUACCGGAGAAUGUUUUGCGAGAUAUCCUCGUCGACACAUUCAGAGCUGUGCAUAAAGAUUCUGGAGGUUACGUCUGUCCUGUACCGUUCGAUUACAUUGGCAGAGCUGCACUCCAUUCUCUCCGCAUUGCCUCAAAUCGACGUCACAUCGGAUAAGCUAAGAUACGCAAUCCAAUACUGCGGCUCGAUGCUGAAUAUUCAAGGAGAUACGAUUUACUUCGUACAUCAAUCAGCAGUGGACUUUUUGACAGACAAGAAACUGGAGGGACUUGAGGAGAUCACAGGUCGACAUCGUCUUGUCUUCUGCGGUUGUCUAGAAGCUUUGAGGACGUCCAAGGCUAUAAAACGGGACAUCUAUGAGCUGGAGGCUCCUGAUAUCCUCCUAGAGGAUAUCGAUACCCCCAACCCAGAUCCCUUGGCUGCUCUGAAGUAUGCUUGUGUGCACUGGGUCGACCAUCUCAGCAAAUGUGAUUUUUCAAAUCACAUGAAAGACAACGGAGCCGCCCAUCAAUUCCUCCAAGACAGAUUUCUAUACUGGGCGGAGGCAAUGUCUCUUCUUCGACACAUACCGCAAGCAAUUAAAGCCAUACAGGAACUUCAAAAACUAGUCGAAAGAGAAUCAGGCGUAGCCAAAGAAAGUAUAUCGGAAUUCGUUGACGAUGCAAACCGAUUCCUUCUCUAUCACAGAGCAGUGAUUGAAGAUAAACCACUCCAGCUUUACGCUUCAGCUCUAGUGUUCAGCCCAAAACAAAGUGUCGUGAAAUCCACUUUUCGGAGGGAGGCGCCCGACUGGGUCAUGAUCACGCCAGGGUUAGAACCAAUAUGGCCUGCAUGCUUGCAAAAGCUGUAUGCGAGCGACUGCGGAUUUGAUGCUGUCUAUGCUGUGGCCUACUCGCGAGAGGGUCAAUGGCUUGUGUCGGGUUCCAACGGUGGCAUAGUGAAGCUUUGGCAUGCCGCGAGUGGCAACUGUGUGCACACAGUCGGUGGUCAUGGCGAGGAGUUUACUUCGAAUUAUUCAAAGAACAAGAUACCAGUCGCUGCGAUGUCAGUGGCCUUUUCAGCUGACGAUGAAUUAUUUUUCUCGGGGUCCUUGAACGGAGUUGUGAAAAUCUGGGAUAGGGUGACAGGUACUUGCACCCGCGAACUCCAAACACAUUCAUCACACGCCAACGCAAUGGCCAUUUCUUCAGACGGAUGCAUAAUAGUAUCCGCUCUCCCGAAUGGUUACAUCAAUAUUUGGAGCAUGAAGGAGGAAAUCACUUCGCGCUCCAUCAAGUAUCAUCGAAAGGAUAUUCACUCAGUAGCCUUGAGCGCAGAUGGGCAAUGGGUUUUUUUGGCGUCUUCGGAAGAUUUUUCUAUAGGGAUCCUGAAUGUUUCAACAGGAGACGCCAGGCAGAUUGUCACAAAGAACAGCGUUUUUGCAAUAGCUUGUUCGUCAUCUGGGAAUCGGGUUGCGACAGGAAGCUAUGGCGGAGUUCAGAUUUGGGACAGACAGACUGGUCAACCGGUUCUAGAAAAGCCAUUCGAGCUAUCAGGAUACAGUAAAAACGCCGCAUACGUGGACCUCUCAGCUGAUAGUCAAUUCGUGGCGGCUGGCUCACGAUACGGUAUCUCCGUUUGGAACACGACAACGGGUGAUCUGGUAUGGAUGACAGACCAUUCCAACGCGAGCGACGUCAACUCAAUAUCUUUCUCUCCAGACGCCCGACGAAUUGUUUCAACAUCAUGGCCUACGAUCCAAGUCUGGGACUUAUCAAUUUCUCCAGAGGCUGCAUACCACGACCCCAAGUACUUUCCAGAAUAUUUAUGCUAUUCUGAUCAACAUCACUUCAUAGCCUCGUACCCCGACGAUAACGUCAGAAUGUGGGGCAGAGCAGCCGAUAAGCCAGACUCCAUGUUCCACCGCGAGGGGACGCAUUUCAUCGCACUCUCUCGGGACAGCCAACAGCUUGCAACAACUACUGGAAGACGCGGCACGAUCGUUAUCUGGGACACCAAAACCGCCCAGAUAUUUCAAAUAUUUUGUAGCCGCACAGAGAAGGUUCUAUACGACAAGCGUGACUUUCAAGAGCAUGAGUUCCAGCGGACAAAUAGCGACAUCACGGCCGACUGCGCCUGCACGUGCAACAGGUGCGAUACGGAAUACAGUCAUCCGUGGAAAGAUCCACCGGUUCUUGGAACAAUCUUUCGCAAUAGUGUCGAGCUCGCAUUCAACUUCCGAGGGUUGAUAAAGAUCUGGAACACGAAUGACGGCGGUUGUGUGCAGACCCUCAACACCGGUCGCAACUGUGUUGAGCACAUGACGUUUUCCAGCAAUGGCCAGUGGCUUGCUUGCCUAGCUUACGACCUCGAUAAAGACAAGCGUAAAAGAAUCAACCAAAUCAUCCAAGUUUGGGAUACCGCAACAAAGCAAUGCGCCUCAACAUUAUACUUGGACUCAAGCUUGAUCGAAUAUGUCGAUUCCCUGAGCUUGUCAGCAGAUAUGCGACAGCUUGCGUCCACGACAUCAACAUGGACAGAUGAUGAUUCUCGGUAUUUUGCAGGAGUUUGCAUAUGGGAUUUGAAGUCUGGAAUCCUUUUGCGACAUUUCAAAAGUGACAAAAUUGAAAAUAUUCAAGCAAAGUUCGACACCAAACUUGAACGUCGCUUGCACACCGAGUAUGGCUUCAUCGACACAACUGAAUGUCUGGAAGCGAAUGAUUCAAGUUUGGGUUGCGCGCAAUCUGAAAUCUCUCCUAAAGAUUCCGAGAUUGUGCCAGCUUCGGGAAGGCUGGAAGUUAUGCCUUCCUUCGGCGGCUAUGGCCUCAGCUGUGACUUGGAGUGGAUUGUACGAGACGGGAAACGUUUGCUAUGGAUUCCUCCGGAUUUCAGACCCGAUAAUUAUGACCGUGGCCACAUUACUCCCGUCGUGGAUGGAUUUUAUACUAUAUGGUUGAGAAGGGCACGGGGCCCAGUACGAAUCAUGGACGUCGCGAAUAACAACUCGGCAUCUGCGAAAGGUGAUGGGACGAGCGAAGCGGAGGACAAAGAUGCAUACACUGUUGGAUGGAUUUGUGCCCUUCCUCUGGAAAUGGCGGCUGCCAAAUUGAUGCUCGAAGUUCACCCACUCCAAGUCGACCAGGAUGAGAGAGAUCACAAUACCUAUACCCUAGGCCAGAUUCAGGGUCAUAAGCGGCCACGUCAUUUCGAUUCGGUCUACUGGUUGGGAUCGGAGGCGGAGCGCCGUCCUCAGCUCACGACAUUCGCCUUGGCGAUGUUGUUGGGCAUCCCGACUGGUACCAGCGGGGGUGUCAUCCAGUCUGACCGGGGCAAACUCGUACAAAACAAAGCUUUUGAACGAACAGGUUCGCUGAACGCGCCGCCUACAGCUCUGCUGAGGGCUGCGGGGCGUGUGAAAACCGACCACUUGUCCGGUGAUAGUCGCAUUCCCGACUUCCUGUCCGAGGCGUUUGAAAGGAAACCGAAGAUGAAGCGGAAGUUUGCUUAUCAGGGCAAAUCACACGACUGCUUGUUUAAGACAAAAUAUGAGCACGUCAAUACUGAUAGCGGCUGCGACAAUUGCGACGCUACACAGACGGUGCAACGGGAGGAAAGAGAUGAUACGGAUCCGGUAGUUCACUACGGCAACAUCGCCUCAGGAAACCAGGUCAUCAAGCAUGCCGAGACCAGAGAUAGGCUGAGCAGAGAACUUGGUGUACUCUUCUUUGAGAUGGAGGCUGCGGGGCUGAUGCAAGAGUUUCCAUGUUUAGUAGUUCGUGGUAUUUGUGAUUACUCGGACUCCCACAAGAACAAGAGAUGGCAAGAAUACGCCGCCGCAACGUCCGCGGCGUAUGCGAAGGAGCUUCUGUCAGUGGUACCUCCUAAGCGCCUCGAGAAAGAGAAACCCAUUUUCCUUGAUUUGAGCGUAGAUCCUCAACUCCGCAACAGCGUGCUUGAGACGAAGAAAGCCAUUCUAUAUCAAACGGAACAGCAAGAGACUCGCUAUGAGGAUGAACAGAAUCGACAGUGUCUGAACGACCUGUUUCAAACGGAUCCUGUGGACGACAAGAAACGCAUACUACGCGAUAAAGGUGGUCUUCUCGAAGGCUCCUGCCAGUGGAUUCUCGAACUCCCCGAAUAUCAACAUUGGAAAGCAUCCCCGCACGGCUCCAGGCUCUGGAUUAAAGGGGAGCCAGGGAAGGGAAAAACGAUGUUGGUUUGCGGCAUGAUUGAAAGUCUGGAGGCAGAUCCUCUUCGGAAGAUGUGCUACUACGUUUUCUGCCAAGCCACUGAUUCAAGGCUGAAUACCGCAACGGCAGUUAUACGAGGACUGAUUUACCAACUCGCAAGAAAGCACCCUUGGGUUCUUUUCAAAGUCCGCGCAAGGUACGACGUCGCGGGGAAGACGCUGUUUGAAGAUGCUAAUGCCUGGAAUGCCGUGUCGGAGAUCCUUUUGUUAUCUUUUCAAGAUUCACGCUUAGAUGGUGUCACACUGGUUGUGGAUGCACUUGAUGAGUGUGUGACAGGCCGUGGGAAGCUUCUAGAAUUCAUACGAACGUCAUCUAAAAGUCGCAUCAAGUGGAUCGUCUCUAGCCAAUAUCUCCAAGAAAUCAAGGAGGCUUUUGCAAAAACAAGCGGCGAUACCAAGUUUUCGAUCUCGCUGGAGCAGCAACAACACAUGAUCUCUGGUACUAUCCAAAGAUAUAUCAAAAAGAAUGUGGAAGAUCUGGCUAGCAGAAAGCAGUACGACGACUCGACUCGUUCUAAGAUCGAAAGACACUUGAGCGAGAACGCGAACAACACCUUCCUAUGGGUUGCGUUGGUCUGCCAGAGACUUGGGGAAACUCAGGGUUGGAGGGUCGAGAUGAUUUUUCAUAACCUCCCAAAAGGCCUCACCUCAUUGUACAAGCGUAUGCUACACGAUGUUUCAAUAUCGGAGAAUAGCAUACUUCCCCAACAGGUGCUAGCCAUCCUUUCGGUCCUGGAGCGACCUGUCGCUCUAUCGGAGCUUCCAUUCGUAAUCCAGCUACCAAGCCACAUAUCUGACAACUUGAGGUUUGUUGAAGAACUCGUGGAAGAUUGCGGGUCGUUCCUAUUCAUACGUGAUGGAAUAGUACGCUUCGUACACCAAUCCGCAGUGGAUUUCCUACAGAAUGAGGACAUCGUGCAGAAUCAACAAUUUCGAGGACUGUCUGGGGUCGUAGAUCGGCACCAGUUGGUGUUUCGUCGCUCUUUUGGUGUCUUGUACAGGUCCGAGACACUGAAGCGCGAUAUUUAUGGAUUGGAGGUCCCCGGUUCACAUAUGGAAGACAUCAAACCACCUGAGCCCGACCGACUUGCUUGUUUGAAGUACAGCUGCGUUCACUGGGUUGAUCACCUUCAUGCCUGGAUCAUUCGUCUCAAGAACAAAGAGUCAACUACCGCGCUAACUAGACUGGAAGAAAACCCCAUGCUCACUGACCGGGAAAUUAUACGAAACAUUGUAGGAUUCCUCCGGGGCAAGUUUAUCUACUGGGUAGAAGCCCUCAUUCUGCUUGGUCAUAUCUCGAAAGGGAUUCAGGCGAUACAGAAACUCUCAAUGCUGGUUGAACCUGGUUCCACCGAAGACGCAAAGGCGCUCGCAGACUUUACUCGAGAUGCCAACCGAUUUGUUCUUUACAACAGAGAAGUCAUGGAGGAAUAUCCAUUGCAACUUUACGCUUCUUCUCUGGCCUUCAGUCCUCAAGAAAGUAUUAUGAAAAAGCACUUUGAGCACGAUAUACCUGAUUGGAUUGUCAAACUUUCAGGCCUGGACUCAGCUUGGAGCCCAUGUCUACAGACGAUUGCGAACGACGGUCGCUCCAUCCCCAUAGCUUUCUCGGGUGAUGGGAAAUGGCUUGCUUCCACCUCAGCUACCACAAGGUUGCAUAAGUCUGUGAUCAAAAUCUGGGAAGCUAGUACGGGCAUUUUGACGAGCACGCUUAGGGGCAACUUCCCCCACAGACCAUCUAUUUCUUUCUCCGGUGACAGAAAGAAAGCUUCUAAACUUGCGAUAACAUCAAUGGACAAUUCUGUUAGCAUUUGGGACCCGGAAAGUGGUACCCUUUUGCGUACUGUUUGCGGACGAACGGAAGUAGGCGUCUGUUCACCAGAAUCACCUCUUGGUGAUGUAUUGGCCGUCGUCUUUUCAUUUGAUAAUUGCAAGAUAGCAUCCCAUCAUGCGGACGGGAAGCUGGUGAUCUGGGAUGCCGAGAGCGGCGAGAAGAUCCAUAGCUUUCCAGGACAUUCAACACGUCGCCAUAACACAAUGAGAGUAGCCUUCUCUCCGGACAAUUCGUUAGUCGCAGCAUUUUCCGACGAUGCAAGGGUAAAUGUAUGGAAAGUUCAAGCACCUCAUUCGCCGCAAAUACUGGGAGAGAUGGUUGAUCAAGUAUCGGAUGUUUCCUUCUCGUCUGAUUCGCAUCUGCUGGCGUCGGCCGGUUCCAGCAAUACCAACGGGAGUUCUUGGGUUUGGGACAUCUCUACAGGGUCUUUGAGGAAGAAGAUCACGCAUAAGGGCUUAAGCCACAUAUGCCUGGCAUUCUCGCCGAAGGCUGAAAGCCAACGUCUUGCAGUGGCUUAUGAGUGCGAAAUAGACAUAUGGGACAUGGACAAAGCUACUACGUCUGUAUGGCACGUAAGUGCGCGCGCAUCUGAGAUCUUUUCACUAUCAUUUUCACCUGAUGGCCAGCGGCUCGCUUCUGGGACAACUCAUGGCGAAAUCAAAAUCUGGGACGUGUCAAUACGCCCAAGCAAGUCCAGGAAAAUUGGACUCCCGCCCAAGCAAAUAGUCUUCACUCCAGAUGGUAGUCAGGCUAUUUAUUACGACCAAAGCACAAAUACGAUUGGAAUUCGAAACAUCGACACCGAGUGGCAGGACUCAGCAAUUGUUUUGCGAGAAAAAGGCUGGUUCCCGAGCUUGGCUUUGUCCAAUGACAAAAGUCGGAUUGCAUGCACAACUUAUGGCAAAAUCAGAUUGUUUAAUGCGGCAAAUCAAGCUCUGUUGCAAAAGAUCCCUGCUAUCACCGAAGACCAUACUUUGCUAGCCUUCCAACAUAAUAAUCAACUUGCAUCUUCGUCGCAGAGCGCUAUCAAGCUAUGGAUUGAUCGCAAAAGCACACUUAGUAUUUCUAUCCCAAACAUGAACAUCACAUGUUUUGCGGUCUCUAGAGAUGGGGAAUAUCUCGCAUAUGCGUGCGAAAAGAUGGGUACUCUCUUCAACGACGAAACAUUCAUACAAGUAUCGGACGUUAAAGCGGGGAAAAGCUUCGCCCCAAUUCACGUCGACUAUGCCAAUAUUAAGUAUGUGGUGUUCUUAUCGGAUAAGCAGAAAUUUGUGGUGGUGUCUGCAGGGAGGAUUCAGAUUUGGGACGUCGCCCGCGGGCUCUGCUUGUUGACGUUGCGAGAUGAUCCCGAGCGGAUUCCCUAUAACGUAUUAUUCGACAACAAGAUCAACACACGUCUUCACACUCAGUUCGGAUUUCUCGACUUGAAUCUGGAGUCUCUGGAGGAUCCAAACCAGCAAACCUCAAUUGAAAACGAACCCUUUUCUGGGUACGGAAUUGGGCUUUCCUGGUGGAAAAGCAACAUUGAUGAUGUAAACUGGAUAGUGAGAAACGGGGAGAAAGUCUUGUGGGUUCCUGUGGACUACCAAUGGGAUAAUGCUGUACUCGAUGACAUCACCCCAUUCAUUGAUGGGACAACACUCAUUUGGGCCUCUCGUCGGGUGAACGGACUCAUGCGGAUAGAGCUCAAAGAUCUAUGA